AUGAUUCCCGCCCCAGCGCCUGCCUUGCCCUUUUCUCAUACCACCUCCUCUCCCGUCUCCAGCACCGCCGACUUCACCCACGCCGUAAUCGGGGCCGGCGUGGUCGGCCUCGCCGUCGCCCGGAACCUCGCCCGGCGCUCGGGCGGCGCGACGCUGCUGCUCGAGCGGCACGCCGCCGUCGGCACCGAGACCUCGUCGCGCAACAGCGAGGUGAUCCACGCGGGCAUCUACUACGGCGCGUCGUCGCUCAAGACGGCGCUGUGCAUCCGCGGCAAGGAGCUGCUGUACGCGCACUGCGCGCGCCACGGCGUGCCGCACCGGCGCACCGGCAAGUGGAUCGUGGCGCAGACCGACGCCCAGCUCGCUGCGCUGCAGCGCCUGCACGACCUGUGCACCGGCGAGAUCCACGUGCCCGUGCGCUGGGUCGGCGCUGAAGAGGCCCGCCGCCGCGAGCCGGCCGUGCGCGCCGACAAGGCCGUCCUGGAGAGCCCCACGACCGGCAUCGUCGACAGCCACGCGCUGAUGGUGUGCCUGCUGGGCCAGUUCGAGGACGCCGGCGGGACGCUGGCGCUGGGCAGCGCGGUCGAGGGCGUCGCGCCGCUCGGCGACGCCGGCAGCGCCGGGUGGCAGCUCCGCGUGCGCGACGCGGCCUCGGGCGAGGUGUCGACCGUCACGGCCGAGACGCUGGUCAACUCGGCCGGCCUGGGCGCCGUGGCCGUGCACAACAUGAUCGUGCCGCCCGCGCGGCGGAGGGAGAUGUUCUACGCCAAGGGCAACUACUUCUCGUACGGAGCGUCGAGUCCGCGCGUCGGCACGCUGGUCUACCCGGCGCCGGAACCGGGCCACGGUGGGUUGGGGACGCACUUGACGCUGGACAUGGCCGGGCGCAUCAGGUUUGGGCCGGACGUCGAGUGGGUGGAUUCGCCGGAUGACUUGGCCGUAAACGAGUCGCGGCUGGCGCAGACGGUGCAGGAGGUGAAGAAGUAUUUGCCCGGGCUGGACGAGACGCAACUGCGGCCCGACUAUGCUGGGAUACGACCAAAGCUGGGCAAGCAAGGGGCUGUGGCGCAUGGCAAAGGGUUCGUGGACUUUGUGAUCCAGAAGGAGGCCGGGUACCAUGGUUGGGUCAACCUGCUGAACAUCGAGAGCCCUGGCCUCACGAGUUGUCUGGCCAUAGCAGAGAUGGUCGAGAACCUUUUGUACGCAUAGGUAGUAAGCUAAGCCAAUACAAGACCACGCUCUGGGAACUGACAGUCCAGUCUGUCAAGGGCGUGGAAAACUGCCCAGGUCCUUGUUGCCUCGGGUAAUAAGUCACGUCGGUUGCCCUAGCCUGCAAACGCAUCGCCAGGCCCUGUUUCUGUUUCGCCUGCUAGCCGCAACCGACCGCUUUCCACCUUCAAAGCACGUAACUUAACCAGAAAUUCCAUGUAACCUAAAGAUGCGCACCAGAAGAAUU
This is a messenger RNA of Thermothielavioides terrestris NRRL 8126, 1456 nucleotides long. RefSeq lists its product as uncharacterized. The transcript has 2 exons. Bases 1 to 1209 code for a protein of 402 amino acids. Gene Ontology annotation, molecular function: (S)-2-hydroxy-acid oxidase activity; (S)-2-hydroxyglutarate dehydrogenase activity. The record is from RefSeq and is a predicted model, not a curated record. Lineage: Eukaryota; Fungi; Ascomycota; Sordariomycetes; Sordariales; Chaetomiaceae. Gene Ontology annotation, cellular component: mitochondrion.